This is a messenger RNA of Hydra vulgaris (swiftwater hydra), 508 nucleotides long. Lineage: Eukaryota; Metazoa; Cnidaria; Hydrozoa; Anthoathecata; Hydridae. The record is from RefSeq and is a predicted model, not a curated record.
AGCCUUUUCCAUGGUUCCAUUAGCUUGCAGAUAAAAAGACAAAUAUGCUCCAUUUUACAUUGUCAACAAAAAAAAUCUUGUUUUCAAAGUUUUGCCAGUUCAACAGCAAACAAAUGAUGUGGAUUGUGGAAUUUAUGCCAUUGCAUGGGCUCGUCAGAUUCUUGAAACAAAAAGUAUACCAUCAACAAAUCUGAUGUUUGGUCAAAGUGAAAUGAGAAGUCAUCUCCUGAAAUGUAUAUCAAACAACAGGAUGGAGAUAUUUCCAGCCACUAAAAAUCCUUCUUUGUUUAAAAGAUGUAAUGCUAAGACUUUUCGCGUUCCUCUGCAUUGCUCAUGUCGCAUGUUUUGGAUACCUGGAGACGAAGACAUAUUUAACAGGCAAAUGGCACAAUGCUGUGUUAGUAGUAAAUGGUUUCAUCGUGAUUGUGAACAAAUUCCACCAAGUGCCUGUGAAAAGGAAGACGAAAUUUGGAUUUGUCAUGAUUGCCAAAACCAAUCAAAAUAUUAA